UUGAGGCGGUGGCGGCGGCGGCGGCAGUGACGGGCAGUCGGGUCGGAAGCCCCAAGUACGGCUCAGGGCUCGGACCCCCAGAUCCACUCCAAGGAGGCCUGGAGGAGACUAGGUGCAUUUUGUACUGGAGGUUGAGCAAGAUGAUGAUGUCUCUGUCCUUCAAAUGGCCACUCACAAGUGUGUCGCUGUCAUGUCUACUUUCCUGGCUAUUGACUCUCUUAGCUGUGUGUACUCGAGCAUGGUGUCAGCAUAGUGAUCCCAUAUCUCCAAAAGCUAGUGAUGGGUCACCAUUUCCUUGGAACAAAAUACGCCUUCCUGAGCACGUCCUCCCAGUUCAUUACAGCCUCACCAUCCACGCAAACCUCAGCACACUGACUUUCUGGGGUACCACGGAAGUAGAGAUCAUGGCCAGCCAGCCCACCAGUACCAUCAUCCUGCAUAGUCACCUCCUGCAGAUAUCCAGGGCCACCCUCAGGAAACAGGCUGGGGCACCUGAAGAACCACUGAGAGUCCUGGAAUACCCACCUCAUGAACAAAUCGCCCUGCUGGCUUCGGAGCCCCUUCUUACUGGGCACAGGUAUACGGUUAUCAUCAGCUAUGCUGGCAAUCUCUCCAGCCACUUCCACGGAUUUUAUAAAAGCACCUACAGGACCAAGGAAGGGGAAGUGAGGGUACUUGCUUCUACACAGUUUGAACCAACUGCAGCUAGAAUGGCCUUUCCCUGCUUUGAUGAACCUGCCCUAAAAGCAAGUUUCUCAAUCAAAAUCAGAAGGGAGCCAAGGCAUUUGGCCAUCUCCAAUAUGCCAUUGGUGAAAUCUGUAACUAUUGCAGAAGGAUUAAUAGAAGACCAUUUUGACGUUACUGUGAAGAUGAGUACCUACCUUGUGGCCUUCAUUAUUUCAGACUUUAAGUCUGUCAGCAAGAUGACCAAGAGUGGAGUCAAGGUUUCUGUAUAUACUGUGCCAGACAAGAUAAAUCAAGCAGAUUACGCAUUGGAUGCUGCAGUGACUCUUCUAGAAUUUUAUGAGGAUUAUUUCAGCAUUCCAUAUCCUCUCCCCAAACAAGAUCUUGCUGCAAUUCCUGACUUUGCGUCUGGAGCUAUGGAAAACUGGGGCCUGACCACCUACAGAGAAUCCUCUCUGUUAUUUGAUGCAGAAAAGUCUUCUGCUUCCAGUAAGCUUGGCAUCACAAUGACUGUGUCCCAUGAACUUGCCCACCAGUGGUUUGGAAACCUGGUCACUAUGGAGUGGUGGAAUGACCUUUGGCUCAAUGAAGGAUUUGCCAAGUUUAUGGAGUUUGUGUCUGUCAAUGUGACCCAUCCUGAACUAAAAGUUGAGGAUUAUUUCUUGGGCAAGUGUUUUGAUGCAAUGGAGGUAGAUGCAUUAAAUUCCUCACACCCUGUGUCCACACCUGUGGAGAAUCCUGCUCAGAUUCGGGAGAUGUUUGAUGAUGUAUCUUAUGAAAAGGGAGCUUGUAUUCUGAACAUGCUAAGAGAUUAUCUGGGUGCUGAUGUGUUUAAAAGUGGAAUUGUACAAUACCUCCUUAAGUAUAGCUAUAAAAACACAAAAAAUGAGGACCUGUGGAAUAGUAUGGCACAUAUUUGCCCCACAGAUGAUACUGAGACAAUAGAUGGCUUUUGCUUCAGAAGUCAACACUCUUCUUCAUCCUCACACUGGCAUCAGGAGGGGACAGAUGUGAAAACCAUGAUGAACACCUGGACGCUGCAGAAGGGCUUUCCCUUGAUCACCAUCACUGUGAGAGGAAGGAAUGUACACAUGAAGCAAGAGCACUACAUGAAAGGCUCUGACAGCACUCCAGAAACCGGGUACCUAUGGCAUGUUCCAUUGACAUUCAUUACUAGCAAAUCAGACUCUGUGCAGAGAUUUUUGCUGAAGACAGAGACAGAUGUGCUCAUCCUCCCAGAAGCAGUGGAAUGGAUCAAAUUUAACGUGGGAAUGAAUGGGUAUUACAUUGUGCAUUAUGAGGAUAAUGGAUGGGAUUCUUUGGCUGGCCUUUUAAAAGGAACACACACAGCAAUCGGCAGUAACGAUCGGGCGAGUCUCAUUAACAAUGCAUUUCAGCUUGUCAGCAUUGGAAAGCUAUCGAUUGAAAAGGCCUUGGAUUUAACCUUGUACUUGAAGUAUGAAACAGAAAUUAUGCCUGUGUUCCAAGGUUUGAAUGAGCUGAUACCUAUGUAUAAGUUAAUGGAGAAAAGAGAUAUGAAUGAAGUGGAAAUGCAAUUCAAGGCCUUCCUCCUCAGGCUGCUGAGGGACCUCAUUGAUAAGCAGAUCUGGGCAGAUGAGGGCUCUGUCUCAGAGAGAAUGCUUCGGAGUCAGCUCCUCCUCCUCGCCUGCGUGCGCAAGUAUCAACCCUGUGUGCACAGGGCAGAAGGCUAUUUCAGAAAGUGGAAGGAAUCUAAUGGAAAUAUGAGCCUGCCUGUUGAUGUGACCCUGGCAGUGUUUGCUGUUGGUGCACAGAACACUGAAGGCUGGGACUUUCUUUAUAAUAAAUACCAGUCUUCUUUGUCCAGUACUGAGAAAAGCCAGAUUGAAUUUGCCCUCUGUACGAGCCAAAACAGGGAAAAGCUCCAGUGGCUAUUAGAUGAAAGUUUUAAGGGGGAUGUAAUAAAAACUCAAGAAUUUCCACAUAUUCUUACCCUCAUUGGCAGAAACUCAGUGGGCUAUCCAUUGGCCUGGCAGUUUCUGAGAGAAAAUUGGAAUGAACUAGUUCAAAAGUUUGAACUUGGCUCAUCUUCCCUAGCCCACAUGGUGUUGGGAACAACAAAUCAAUUCUCCACCAGAACUCGUCUUGAAGAGGUAAAAGAAUUCUUCAGCUCUUUGAAAGAAAAUGGUUCUCAGCUCCGUUGUGUUCAACAAACAGUUGAAACCAUCGAAGAAAAUAUACGCUGGAUGGACAAGAAUUUUGAUAAAAUAAGAGUAUGGCUGCAAAGUGAAAAGCUUGAACGGUUGUAGUAAUCUGUUUCUUGCCAAGUUCCUGUCAUCUAUAAUCACCAAAGUGUUAUUUAAUGUGAACAUUUAAUAGACUGGAUAUAUUUUCAAGCUGGCGAUGGUUAUUUUUGGCUUUCUGGUGAUACUUUUCAACUCUACUCAUUUGAACAUUUCUGGAUGAUUUAGGAAUUUCUAAAGUUUUUAAAAUUCAUUUUGUUGGAGAUUGAACUAUAUAUAAUCUUACAUACACCUAACCCUUUCAUCAUUUCUGAGAGAAGACUGCAUGCUAAUUGAUGUAGCUCCAUGUUAAACAGUACUGCCCUGAACUGUAAAUCCUUUGCUACAGAAUAAUAAAGUUCCUCACUCU
Dipodomys ordii (Ord's kangaroo rat) is the source of this 3315-nucleotide messenger RNA. Its product is annotated as endoplasmic reticulum aminopeptidase 1. Gene Ontology annotation, cellular component: cytoplasm. NCBI's taxonomy places the organism in Eukaryota, Metazoa, Chordata, Mammalia, Rodentia, Heteromyidae. The coding region runs from base 141 to 2972 and encodes 943 amino acids. Gene Ontology annotation, molecular function: zinc ion binding; metalloaminopeptidase activity; peptide binding. The record is from RefSeq and is a predicted model, not a curated record. Gene Ontology annotation, biological process: peptide catabolic process; proteolysis. The transcript has 20 exons.